UUAGAAGUUCAGGAAUCCCACGUGACGUCACCGGGAGGGUGAUGUAAUGCUUCUGUAAAUAGAACGUAUUGUCAUCGCGCUCCAGUCCAACGUGGUUCCUCUCUGGAGCGCCGCUCGUCCCUCUCUCCACUCGUAGGCUUGUGGAUGACAUGAAUGACAAACAGGACAGGCCUUAUGUGUGCGGCGCCCCUGGCUGCUCUCAGCGCUUCCAGCUGGAGGAGCACCUGCUCAUUCACAGACACAAGCAUGAGAUGACCCUGAAGUUCCCCCCAAUAAAGACAGACAUAAGUUUUUCAGACCAGACUCCGACCCCAACGCGAUUUCUGCAGAACUGUGAAGAGGUUGGUCUGUUCAAGGAGAUCGAGGAGGAAUUUCUCCAAGCCCAAGAAGAGGAGAAUAACAAACAGACGCUGUCUCAUAAUGGGCCGUCUUGUAUGAAUCAGCAACAUCUAAAGCCCCAGCUCCAGCUUCAGCACCUUCCCCAACCGCCGCUCAAUCAUCCCCAGGCCCCGCUGCAUCAUCCCCACGGCCAUGGCCCAAUGAUGGCACCGAGCUGCAGCCUGGCUGCCCAGCAAGCACUGUCCUGCUCCUCUGGCGCCUCACAAUCUGGAUCGGUGAUCACCCAGGCUCCCUCCACCUUAACACAUUCAGGGCCAGCUCCCGGGGCGCUGUCCUGCCUCCUUCAAAUGCGGAACAGACACAGACAACCUCUGCCAGCCUCACUACCUGGCACCCUGCCAGACCCCGCCAUGCAAGGGGCAUCUGCUCAGCACAUGACUAUAGAAAAGCAGAUGUCUUGUGCAAUGGGUAUACCAGCUCCUGUUCAAAACCCCUCCUGUUGCUCUCCUCAGAGACCCAAACAGACGAUGGGGCAUCAUUAUUCUCAUCAACAUCCUGGAAUGCUCACCAUCAACAAUCCUGUGACAUCCAUGGGUCAUAUGAUGGAGAUGAUGUCACAGUGCCACCACACCCCUCCGCUACAGCAACACCACCAUCCUCAUCAUCCCCACCUCCCUCAACACCAUCAUCAUCACCAACCCAAUCAACCGCCACAGCUUGCAGCUCCGCCCCACACCUACCAGCAGCGAUGCCAUGCUCCACCUCCACAACACCUACGAAGCACUCAGAGCCUCCAACUUCACCAGUCAGGGAACGCAGCACACUCUCAUUCUCACCAGUCACCGCCAUUACGCCUGCAUCAGAACUCCCCACCUGCACCCCCACUAUCUGCCCCACCACAGUUAUCACCAGUUGCACAACAGAUGCAACCGUCCCACUCCCAGCAUGCAGCACAGGCAAGCUGUAGCGGCAGCAGCAGCAGCGGGGGCAGCGGUGGAGGUGGUGGAGGAGGCGGCAGCCGUCGAAGAAGAUCGGCUGAGCAGGACCCUGAUGAGCGCAGGCAAAAGUUUCUGGAGCGCAAUCGGGCCGCAGCGACCCGCUGCCGACAAAAGAGGAAACUGUGGGUGUCGUCACUGGAGAAGAAGGCAGAAGAGCUUACGCACACAAACCUACAGCUGCAGAACGAGGUGACGUCACUGAGGUCAGAGGUUGGCCAGUUGAAGCAGAUCCUGCUCACCCACAAGGACUGUCCCGUCACUGCUCGGCAGAGGGAGGCACAGGGGUACCCCACUGCAGGGGUGAGUCCAGAAGGCAGUCCCACCCCUGCAGAACCUGAGACUCAGCCUCACGCCAUCCAGCACAACAGCGUUUCCACCUCCUCGACAGGCGGAUCCGACAUCGGGCACGGCCCCCUCUCUGGACUCUAACCCCCGCUACAGAUAAUAGCGCUGAACUCGACGAGUGGAUUCAUAAAUCCAUACGGACUCAAAGCUGUUUUAUCGGCAUCAGCAGCAGCAGCCCUUUUUUUUAACAUCAGGUGCUAAAACAAGCCUUGUUUGCAAAACUCUGAUGUUAACUUUGACUCUUGUGUUGAUGAGGGAAAUAUCUGGGGUUGCCUACAUGAAUCCAACCUGCACUUCUAACUCACGGGUGACCCAAACACAGACAAUCUCUGCAUGUUUUGCACUAACUUUAAUAAAACAACUCCUAAGCAGUACGGUGCCUGCAAAACUAUUCAUAUGUUUAUGUACACAGGUUGUAGAAAGAAAAUGUUUUACAAAAGAUAAAUUAACACUACUCCUCUUUACUCCGACACUACUAUGUAAAGUGGUGUAAAAGUCUCUAAAUAGUCUUCCCAGGUUCAGUUUAAUCUAAAAGAAAAAAAUUAUGGGACUUUUAAGGUAUAUGCCCUCCAAACACACCAUUUCCUAAAACAUGGUGGCAGCAGCAUUAACCCGAGGCGAUGUUUUUCUGCAGCAGGAACAAGAGAACGGGACAAAAUUGAUGGAAAUGUGGAGGGAGCGUAAGAAACCGACGCUGAAGGAAAAUGUGCUUGAGACUUAAAAGCCUGUACUGCAGAAAAAGGACAGCUGAAUGCAAUCUCUUCCCUCCCUUGGUUCAUUUCUAAACUGCUUUGUGUGGUUCUAACUCAAAACAUGCAUUGAAAGUGUAAUGAAAUGUGAAAAUUUCAAGGAGUAUGAGUAUAUCUAAAAGGCCCUGUAUAUUUUUAUAUGUAACUAACACUGCAGCUGCUGGUUGCACACCUUAUGCCUUUGUAUUGAAGCAAAAAAAAAAAUCAUUUCAAUGACUAAUACAACUGUAUUUGUUUAUUAGUAAGUAAACCACUUCUUUACAAAAUGUUAUUUUAAACAUUUCAAAUGUGUUCCUGUAAAUAAAGUCAAUCAAACCAGAAA
This is a messenger RNA of Poeciliopsis prolifica (blackstripe livebearer), 2753 nucleotides long. RefSeq names its product cyclic AMP-responsive element-binding protein 5-like. Lineage: Eukaryota; Metazoa; Chordata; Actinopteri; Cyprinodontiformes; Poeciliidae. Gene Ontology annotation, biological process: regulation of transcription by RNA polymerase II. The transcript is spliced from 11 exons. The record is from RefSeq and is a predicted model, not a curated record. Bases 150 to 1766 code for a protein of 538 amino acids. Gene Ontology annotation, molecular function: DNA-binding transcription factor activity, RNA polymerase II-specific; cAMP response element binding.